Cucurbitaria berberidis CBS 394.84 is the source of this 1727-nucleotide messenger RNA. Its product is annotated as aldehyde dehydrogenase. The transcript has 3 exons. The record is from RefSeq and is a predicted model, not a curated record. NCBI's taxonomy places the organism in Eukaryota, Fungi, Ascomycota, Dothideomycetes, Pleosporales, Cucurbitariaceae. The coding region runs from base 166 to 1605 and encodes 479 amino acids. Gene Ontology annotation, molecular function: aldehyde dehydrogenase (NAD+) activity.
CACACGGCGGCAGAUACGCUUACCGAGGGUAAUGCUGGAACCCGGUCGUGACCGAGUUAGUGGCAACUUGCAGCUCCCGAUAGCUUUAAAAAGUGAGUGGCCUCCCCGUCUAUAUUGUCACAAACUCUACCUACGUCACCUUGAAAACCCCUCACAGCCGCCAUCAUGUCUCCCGGGAAGGUCUCCACUCUUGACUUUGAGAAGUUCUAUAACAUUGUCGACGGCAAGCAGCGCAGCUCUGACAAGGUUCACCGUGGUAUCAACCCCACAACUGGACAAGAGCUUUGGGAUGUUCCAAUUGCUAGCGAACAGGAUCUGAACGACGCCGUUGCAGCCGCAAAGAAGGCAUUCCCCGCAUGGAGAGACACACCUAUUGAAAAGAGGAAGGAGCUUCUUGGAAAGUUCGCCGAGGCUUUCCAGCAACACAGUGAUGAAUUCACUAACCUCCUCUGCAAAGAGUCGGGCAAGCCGAGAAGGUUUGCCGCCAUUGAAGUGGGAGGCGUUCCUGGAAUCAUCGGCUGGCAUAAUUCGUUAGAGAUCCCAGUAGACAAGCUUGAGGAUGACGAGAAGACUGUCUACACUGAGUAUUCCCCGCUCGGUGUCUGCGGAGCUAUCUGCCCCUGGAAUUUCCCUUUGGUUUUGAGCGCUGGAAAAAUUGCGCCAGCUCUGUUGACUGGAAACUGCAUCAUCGUGAAGCCAUCGCCAUUCACACCCUAUACUGCACUCAAGUUCGCUGAGCUCGCUACAGAGAUCUUCCCUCCUGGUGUCCUCCAGGUCGUCGGUGGCAACAACGAGCUCGGCCAGUCGCUAUGUUUGCACCCUGAUGUUGCGAAAAUCUCCUUCACUGGCUCUACCGCCACCGGCAAAAAGGUCAUGGAGUCUUCCGCAAAGACCCUGAAACGCGUUACCCUCGAGCUCGGCGGCAACGACGCAUCCAUCAUUCUCCCAGAUGUCGAUGUUAAGAAGGUAGCACCCGAGGUCGUCAUGGGUGCAUUCCAAAAUUCUGGUCAGGUCUGCGUAGCUACCAAGCGUAUCUACAUCCACGAGUCCAUCUACAAGGAGUUUCUUCAAGAGAUGGUAAACUUCACCAAGACCGUCAAGGUCGGUAACCCAGACGAUGGUGACAACCUGCUCGGUCCCGUCCAGAACCAGAUGCAGUACGAGCGUGUCAAGGGCUUCUUCGCCGACAGCAAGGCCCAGGGUUAUAAGUUCGCUGCCGGCGAGCCUGACGUUGCCGCAUCAAAAGGCUACUUCAUUCAGCCUACCAUCAUCGACAAUCCGCCCAACGACUCUCGUAUCAUUCAGGAAGAGCCCUUCGGUCCCAUCGUGCCCACCCAGCCGUGGUCAGACCUCGAGGAGGUCAUUGCGCGUGCCAACAACACAAACUCUGGUCUCGGUGCCUGCGUGUGGGGUAAGGAUGUAGAGAAGGCAUCGAAGGUUGCGCGACGACUUGAAGCUGGCUCCGUCUUUGUCAAUUCCUGGGAGAAGCCGACACCUCAAGCCCUCUUUGGUGGCCACAAGGAGUCUGGUAUUGGUGGCGAGUGGGGCAAGACUGGUCUGCUUGCUUACUGCAAUCCCCACGUCAUUCACGUCUACAAGUCGUAGGUGGAGUAGGAGGGAAAUGAAUUAGAAUGAACUGAAAUGAAAUGAAAGCGAUGCUGUAUGUUUAAUCAAUCUGAAAGAAAUUGAACUUUAGAGCCACCUGGAUCAUGGGCUCAUCUUGCGUG